UGCCGGGCGCCGCUGACCUGUUGUGACCUCUGGCGCGCCGACCUGUCGGCCGCCCGCCGGCCGACGACGCCAGCCAUCACUAUGCCGAACCGGAAGGGCCUGCUGGCCCCGCAGAACACGUUCCUCGACACGAUCGCCACGCGGUUCGACGGCACCCACAGCAACUUCGUGCUGGGCAAUGCCAAGGUGUCGUCGACGUUCCCGAUCGUGUACUGUUCGGACGGCUUCUGCGAGCUGACGGGGCACGCUCGCGCCCAGAUCAUGCAGAAGGGGUGUGCGUGUCGCUUCCUGUACGGCCCGGACACGGCCGAGGAACACCGCCAGCAGAUCGAGCUGUCGCUCGAGAGCAAGACUGAGCUGAAGCUCGAGGUCAUGUUCUACAGGAAAAACGGCUCGCCCUUCUGGUGCCUGCUGGACAUCGUGCCGAUCAAGAACGAGAAGCGGGAGGUGGUGCUCUUCCUGGCGUCGCACAAGGACAUCACGCCGACCAAGGUGGCGCAGAUGUCCUCCUUGCCGUAUGAGGAACCCGAGGAGGAGCGGUUGUGCGGCGACGGAGAGCACGAUCCGAACGGUAACGAGCUGGACGUGGAGGCUCCGCCGAUCAACUACCAGCGGCGUCGGUCCCGCGCCGUGCUCUACCAGCUGUCCGGACACUACACGCAGGAGAGGAAGUCCAAGAUCAAGCUCAAUAACUCACUGCUGCAGCCGGGGUCUACAGCACCCUUGCCCGAGUACAAAACUGUGUCAGCCAAACGAUCGAAGUUCGUCCUCUCUCAUUAUGGAAUUUUUAAGUCCUGCUGGGACUGGCUGAUCCUCGUCGCCACGUUCUACGUGGCCGUGGUUGUGCCGUACAACGCCAGCUUCGUCAUGGAUCGUGACAGGCCGUCGGUGGUCAGCGAUGUCGUGGUGGAAGCGCUGUUCCUCAUUGACAUCGUCCUCAACUUCCGCACAACGUACGUGAACAAGAAAGGUGAGGUGGUCUCCAACCCGCGCUACAUCGCCACCAACUACCUAAAGGGCUGGUUCAUCGUGGAUCUGCUGGCGGCGCUGCCGUUCGACCUGCUGUUCGCGGCGGACGUCUACAGCUCGCUCCGACGGGUUCUUAACUUGAAAGACGAGGAGACUCCGAUCCACCUGCUGAAGCUGACGCGCUUGCUACGGCUGGUGCGACUCCUGCAGAAGAUCGACCGCUACACCCAGUACAGCAGCAUGAUACUGACACUGCUACUCGUGCUGUUCUCGCUGGCUGCCCAUUGGCUGGCCUGCGUGUGGUACGUGCUGGCCGACCGGGAGCGCCAGCAGCACUCCGCCGACUGGGACAUUGGCUGGAUACCACAACUGGCAGAGCGGCUACACCUGUCCGUGGACAACGUCACGUCCGAGAUGUCCUACAUCACGGCCCUUUACUUCACCUGCACCAGCCUCACCAGCGUGGGCUUCGGAAACGUGUCCGCCAACACCAACAGCGAGAAAAUCUUCAGCGUGGUCGUAAUGCUGGUUGGAGCCCUGAUGCACGCUGCAGUGUUCGGAAACGUCACGGCCAUAGUUCAAAGGAUGUAUGCAAAGCGCUCCUUGUAUGAUUCCAAGUGGAACGAUCUGAAAGACUUUCUCACACUGUAUCAGGUACCCAAGGAACUAAAGCAAAGAAUACAGGACUACUUUCAAACAAUGUGGUCUCUAAAUCAUGGAAUAGAAAUGGGUGAGAUUCUGCGCGACUUUCCGGAGGAGCUGCGCGGGGACGUCUCGAUGCACAUCCACCGGGAGCUGCUGCAGCUGCCCAUCUUCGCGACGGCCUCCACCGGCUGCCAGAAGCUGCUCUCGCUGCACGUCAAGGACAGCUUCUGCGCGCCCGGCGAGUACCUGGUGCACUGUGGCGACGCCCUCCACUACAUCUACUACCUCUGCAACGGCAGCAUGGAAGUCGUGCAGACCGACAUGGUGGUCGCUAUUCUAGGUAAGUGA
Messenger RNA from Pollicipes pollicipes, 1962 nucleotides. Its product is annotated as potassium voltage-gated channel subfamily H member 8. Gene Ontology annotation, cellular component: plasma membrane. Gene Ontology annotation, biological process: potassium ion transmembrane transport; regulation of membrane potential. Lineage: Eukaryota; Metazoa; Arthropoda; Thecostraca; Pollicipedomorpha; Pollicipedidae. Bases 82 to 1962 code for a protein of 626 amino acids. The record is from RefSeq and is a predicted model, not a curated record. The transcript has 13 exons. Gene Ontology annotation, molecular function: voltage-gated potassium channel activity.